This is a messenger RNA of Podospora pseudocomata, 3911 nucleotides long. RefSeq lists its product as uncharacterized. The record is from RefSeq and is a predicted model, not a curated record. Gene Ontology annotation, molecular function: protein binding. The transcript has 5 exons. The coding region runs from base 878 to 3142 and encodes 754 amino acids. NCBI's taxonomy places the organism in Eukaryota, Fungi, Ascomycota, Sordariomycetes, Sordariales, Podosporaceae.
GUUGGUAUAUGAAACCGCCGUGAUUGCCAUCCCUGUGCUGGAGAUUACCCUCUCAGUUUCUCAGUCUCAGUGUGGAGGAGAAGCAAGCUGUUGCGGACAAGGUCCGGUGAUACCGGUGAUACCCAUCUGUUUUUCGGCACGGCGCUCGCUUUUCACGAUCAGGGCCGGGCUGACUGGGGUCACCUUCCGAAGCCGCUCACCCGCAAUGGAGCCUUGUCCACGGCAGUCGGGAGAACGGUGGAGAAUCAAUCGCAGCCCCGAGGUUUCGUCUGCUGUUGGUCCGAGCCCGCAAUCAAUUGUUUUGUCGGCAGCGGUUCAGUUGGAGACCAUCCAAGGUGGUGAUUGCGUCACAGUUGUACUUGGCCCUGUGAACGGUGAUUGCGGGCUUUUGCCAGCAACCAAAGAAUAUUAGUACUCUGUAUUUGAAGAAGCCAUAGUUGUAUAUCUUCUUCUCAUCAUUAUUAUUAACGCCUAUUGUCUGUCCUCCAAGACUAGCCCAGCCAGCCGUCCCUCAUCUUUGUGGGGCUUGCCUUUCUUCCAGUCAGUUGUACCUAUUGUGGCGAGGGGCCUUUAUACUUUACUCGACGCAGCAACAGGCACAAGCAGCAGCACCAGCAGCAAGCGGCACGCAACAUUAAGCUUGCACGCAGUUCAGACCUCGACCUCUCAACUUUGCCUUUUUACCACUCGAGCCACCCUGUACCCAAGCAAUUACUCCGCCUUCUCGACAAUGACGACUGUCGUCUGAGAGGCCUCUCCCAACCUUGUCCAUUAUCGCCAGCGGACACUUGCUUUUGCUUUGCUUUUCCAAAUCGCCCACCACCCCAUUGGAUGGUUCGCAUCACCGUAGCACAUCCUCGCCAAGACAUCGGCAACCAUGGCUGUCACUCGCGACGGUUACAACUCCACCGAGCAUCUUAUCCAAGCAAAGCCCCGACGACACUAUCGAACUGCAGUUCGGUGGCAGCAUUGGCAAUUGCGAUCCCUCAUUGGAGUCCAUGGUCAAGAUGCCGUCUUCUUUCCGCUGGUGGCGGGGGAGCGGCACAUAACAGUUCAACGAUUAAACACCACGACUGGCGAAUCCGAGACGGUCAAACGGUUGUCGUUCCCACCUAGGUGUCUGGUAGCGCGCAAUGGCUGGAUCUGCUGUGGAGGCGAGAAGGGCGCCUUCAGUGCCUUCCGGGUCGACGAGCCUUGCGCCGAAGACGAUAUCGAAACACUCCUCGAACUACAUCUGCGCGACCGAGCUGCUGGGAUGCCGCUGGACAUGUCCCGAUCAACCCGAGCGAAUGCUGGCAAAAAUUCAGUGGCUCGGAGCAGGCAUUGUGGCAAAGAUAGGGUGAACUGCAUCACUCUAUGGUUCACACCUACAUUGCAAAAGCCAUGCAAGGGGGCUUACGACGAGGGCGUUGCCGUUCUGGCCAACAACGAUAGCACCGUUAUUGUUGCCAGUCUGUGUAAUAUGGAGACACUCGACGAAAUCAAGUACCCCGACUUUAUGAACCGCGCCGUCAUUUCCCCGGACGGACAGCUUCUGUGUGCCAUUAGCGACGACCCCUAUCUUUAUAUCCACAAGAGGAGGUUGAAGAAGUCACAAGCCGCAGGCGUCUCCUUAUCCAUUUCGGGCCAGCCGCUGUACGAGUGGACGCCAUGUAGAAAGAUCCAGUUGGAGAGCCAGAGCAAGGAUGACCGAUCAGACAACAGGGGCAGUUUUGCGCUGUGUUUCUCGAGUACUGGUAGAUACCUUGCGGUGGGAACCCAGUACGGAACCAUCUCAGUAUUCGAUGUGGCGGCACUCGACGUAGCAACCGCCGAUCCCGUAUGCGCUGUUUUUACCACGUCACGACCAAACCAGGACUUUGGUGCCGUGCGUGAUAUGGCCUUUGCGCCAGGCCCUAUCGAUCUGCUGGCUUGGACCGAGGACCGGGGCAGGGUAGGCAUCGCAGACAUUCGUACCGGGUUUGACAAGAGGCAGAUUCUGUACCUGGACCAGGACGAUGACUUUGAGCACUUGCCGGUGGUGGACCGAGACACUAUUGACCCUCGUCUGAUUGAGGAAUUCCGGCGUGAGAGAGGUGACAUCCUUUCUAACUUUUCCAGCACCCUGGACUUGGCUGGCGAGCGGCAGGGCCGGAGACCAGAUGUACGAGAAGCAUUGGAGAGAUACAACAUACCAUUAACACCUGAAGAGACGGUUGUUCUGGAAGCCAUUCAAGGUAGCCGAAGGCGUGAGAUGGUGGCCCUAGAAGCAGUGGACGGUGGCCGGCGGGCCUCUGAACGGUGGGGGUCGUCGACCAGUUUUCCGAGGGCAACAUCGAACAGCGGCGGUGCCAAUGAAAGCGGUACCGGUAGCGGAUCGGGGACGGGGACGGUGACUGGUACUGGUGCUGGGAGCGGAGCGGGCAACGGAACGGGCACCAGCAGAUCCCCAUGGGCUGAGCGAGGCUCACGAUCAUCCUUGACUCCUGGUGCCGCGAGAACACGAGACCGUAGCGCGAGCGUUUCUCGUGCCGUUGACGAUCUCCUUGGGAACGUUCGCGACCAGAGGGAACGGCUUCGCGACAACCUGCGCAUGCGCGAGGAGCAGACACGCACGGCGCGGGAAGGUUACAGCAGUACCAGCAACACUGCUGCUGCUGCCACCGGCGGCAGCUUUAUUGCAGAGAGACGGCGGUAUGCAGCACCCCUUUCGUCGCGUCCUCCUGUUUCAGGUUCUCGAAUUGAUACUUCGGAUCGGCGGGCGCUGGUGGCGCGGCUGAUGGCCAACGCGAACCCGGCUUCCUCUGCGAGCAGAUGGGACAACGUGGAGGCAUUGUACGGCGGCCCCUCACCCCAACUUGUUGUUUCUCUGCUCACCGCAGCGGAUGUCCCUACCACAAGCUCUUCUGAGGAUGCCCCGUUUACUGACCUGCAACGGCGUAUUAGAGCAGCGUACCUGAUGCGAGAGCUGGAGGAAAGCCCGACGAGGCGCAUGUUUGGGUCCAUUGUGCCGUCCCAUAUCCGGCCGGAACCCUAUGACACAGCUGGCUUGUCGUGGAGCGAGGACGGUGAGGUCUUGUUCGUCGGCGCCGAGAGUGGCGUGUACGAAUUCCACAUCAACAAGCUGAGUCGAAAGCUUUUCCCAAGCAUAGAAUUCCGCUAGACCUCCACGAUCCAGUGUGUCAUCUUACAGCUUUGUCCCCAGUUUCUUUCGGCAAGGACAGGACACCUUCUAAUUUCACUUAAUUGAUGUUUUCUCUGGCUUGGGUUUUUCGCUUGUUAUGAGGAACGCAAAGGCUGCAUGUAUGAUCUUUUCGACGGCGUUAUCGCGAUUUCAUUUUCUUCUUCACUUUCAAUCGCGUCUGGGAUUUUCUGAGGGACUUGGGCAACAUUCUACUUGAGCCAGGAGCGAAAUAGGCUAUUAUAACGACACGACACGGACGCGCUACUCACAAACACCUACGCACGAACUUUUCUAGAACCUGUUCACCUACAAGCCUGUUUUCCGAAAAUGGGAGGGAGUGACUGGGGGGGAAGGGAGAGGACACAAAAAGUUCCUGCAUUAAUGGACUAUUGUUUACCUAGGAAUUUGAACUUAUAUGAGGGAGGAAGGGAAGGGGAAUGAAUUGGAGGGGCUCAACAAGAUUGGCCACCUACACACAUUGUGAUGAGGGGGGGGACAAUAUUAUUAGCAAGGCUGAGAGAGGGAAAAGGCGAAGGGGGAGGAGAAUUUUAUUCUAUUUUUACAUGUUUGCUUUGAGUGUCUACCCCGUUUGUUGUACCGAAGCCCUUUUCUUGGAGGUGGAAAGUGUAUAGUUAUAUAUAUAUGGUUUAUUGAUCCCAUUUGAUAUCGCUCAGCAUUCAUGAGCACGUUGACAAAGUCACUCUCGAGAUACGAUCAUGUUGACCAUGAAAUUUAGCGUGAUAUUUCC